AUGACGAGCGCGGACGACAACGAGCGGCGGCAUUGUUGCCCACACUGCCAGAAGCGGUUCAACCGCCCGAGCAGUCUCGCUAUCCAUGUCAACACUCACACCGGCGCAAAGCCGUUCACCUGCGCGUUCCCGGGGUGCAACCGCAAGUUCAACGUGAAUUCGAACAUGCGUCGCCACUACCGCAACCAC
Molecule: messenger RNA, 189 nt
Organism: Epithele typhae
Lineage: Eukaryota; Fungi; Basidiomycota; Agaricomycetes; Polyporales; Epitheliaceae
Exons: 2
Biological process (GO): regulation of transcription by RNA polymerase II
Cellular component (GO): PcG protein complex; transcription regulator complex
Molecular function (GO): DNA-binding transcription factor activity, RNA polymerase II-specific; RNA polymerase II cis-regulatory region sequence-specific DNA binding
Source: RefSeq, a predicted model, not a curated record